CAGUUCAGAUCAGCUGUCUACGUACUUGUGUCAGUCUUUCAUAAGUGAGUCGACAUUUAUUGUCAUGCAAUCAAUGUUUUGAUUGUGAAAGGCUAAGAAAAUUAACAAAAAUUUCCAAUUUAAAGAAAUGUUCCAUAUUUUUACACAAAUUACUCGAGUUCCGAGCCGACCAAAACAAUGUCUCCAGCAUAUUUCACGGUCAUUUUGCUAUAAGAUAGUUGAGCGAAAAGCUGCUGCGUCAACAGAUCAAACAUUCAAUAGUAAACCGCGGAGAAAAAAGACGCCAACGAAGGAAUACAAAUUUGAUUUUAAAGCUAAAUGUGUCAGGCCUGCACGAGAUAGAGGAAGGUCAUUGGAGAUAAUCAAAGCGUUACCAGCCGAUUCAAAAGACAUUACCGAAGAAAUGUUGAUCGAGACAUACGAUAAAUUGAGUGCUGGCCCAAUCAACGAUGAGGCUUUACUGCAUGCAAAUUUUGACACUUUUAUCGAUGCCACGGAAUGUAUUCUACUGAAACUCAGUGUAUCACAAGUUUUGCACAUUUUCAAGCAAACUGCUCGGGCACAAAUUCCAAUGUUCGACGAAUUGAAUGAAAUUAUUGUAAAAGAUAUAUUAGUUAAAAAAGAUUUAUUGCGACACAUUACCUUCAUAACGGUCGAUGAUAUCAUUGAUGUGGAUUUUGCGCUGCGCAAAUACUACGCCAGAGAAUGGAAAAUAAGUAAAUUAUUCGAAGAAUUUCGUCAGGCUACACGUGCUGCAUUCGUAGCGAAAGUGAACGAAGAACUAGUGGAAAAUCUGAGCCACAAGAAACUGAUGCGAAUUAUGCGAUAUUUGGGCAAUAAUCGGUCGUUGGUGCAAUAUGUCGAUACAAGUAGUCUAUCGAAACAGUUGUUGUUGGAAGAUGAUCAAGAAUUUCAAGACAGCGAUGUUGUUUUUACAAUUGUAACAUUGGCCAGAUUCCCAAAGCUUGACGAACAUUCAAAGCAACUUUUAACGAAAAUGUAUCGAAUUUGGUGCGGCAACGAGCAAGACAUCGAAAGUGUAAAGGGGAUCCUCAAACUCUUGUGUACUAAGAAGCCCGAAAAUACGGACUUAUCUCAUUUCCAUGAUCCGCUAUUUUUUCAACGUUGUACUCAGAUUGCGAUCGAAAAGAAAGACAUGAGAUCUGCUUUUGCGGUUUUAGAUGCAUACAAUGAAUUGAAUUUCGCUAGCACUCAAUUGAUUGACUUCGUGUCGAUCGCUUUUAACAAGACAUAUUGGAAUAAUAAGCACGUUUUCGUGGAAGUGGACGAUUAUGGAAUAUUUUGUACGGCAUGUGAGAAAGCCAAUUACAAACCAACGAAUUGGGAAUCGAAUGUUGUUCCAGCGAUAAAACGGGCAAAACUUCAAGAGAGCAACUUUUUCAAACAAGUCGAUUUGGCGUUGACUUUGCAUAAACUAGGGAUUCAACAUGCCGCGUUCAUUGAAAAUUUUUUCAAUUCAGCACAGCUGACACAUUGGCAUAAAAACAACAAAAAACUGGCCGAAGUACAUAAAGCCUAUUCGAUUGGGACACCUCUCGAGGUGGCUGAGCCAAAAACACAGAAGAAUGUUACUCCCUAUAUGUCUUGGCUGGCAUUGGAUUUGGAAAAAUUCAUUGGUGCCAACAAAGUUUUAAAUAAUGUUAUCGUCAGCGAUGACUUGACAGUUCCACUAGUUUUGAAAGUCAAUACGGAAACGGGCAACUUUUUGGACAUGAAAGAGCGUACGGAGAGGCAAAAUUUAAUUUGCAACAAAAAUGAAUUGAUAGUCGGUGUAAUCACGCAAGAUAUCGGUGCAAUGAAAGAAAAUUUUGAAAUGUUUGCCGAAAAGCUGAAUAAGCAGAGAAAACUUAUCAAAGAGAAGGGUUGGAUUGCAAUCACCCUCGACGAAAGCCUUUAUGGAACGAUGGAAACGUACAAAAGAGCAUUCACAUUCUUCAAAAUUAUUUUGUAUGCAAUAAAUAAUCGAACACGAAAACAGUGAAUAAGCUAAGAAUCGUCCACGUUUGACUUGUUAACUAAGAAUAAAAUGAUUUAGAUUUGAAAUAAGUUUGAAGUUUAAAUAAAACGUGUUCAAUCAACGAUAUUGUUGGUGAUAAAAAGGAAA
Molecule: messenger RNA, 2125 nt
Organism: Sitodiplosis mosellana (orange wheat blossom midge)
Lineage: Eukaryota; Metazoa; Arthropoda; Insecta; Diptera; Cecidomyiidae
Exons: 4
Coding region: 128-2002 (624 amino acids)
Source: RefSeq, a predicted model, not a curated record